AGGAGAAGACAGCAUGGGAUCUUCCUCCUCUACAUCUAAACCCAAAACCAGUCUCAGUCAGUUGGGGUGUAGCUCAGUGGCGGAGGGCUUGCCCUGGUAUGCAAAAGGCCCUGUGCUCACUUGCCCAGCUCUGGCAAAAAGACCCACUGUUCUCCCCUCUACGAAGCGGUAGCCCACUUGUAAGUCCCCAAGGGUAGUGUAGGUACUUGGAGUCUUAUCCUGGAGGGAAUGGCAGGAGAAGGGGCAGGGACACUGAUCCCUCCGAACUGAUCCCUCUCAUGUUCUCUGCAGGCACAGUCUCCACGACAACCCCAGUGACCAGCUCUGCACCCUCUUGCUCCAAAAAGGAACAUUUAAUCUUGGCCUUUUUUGCUGGGGUUCUGCUGACACUGCUACUUGUGGCCCUUAUCUUCUUCAUCAUCAAGAGCUGCAGAAAAAGUAACUCCAGCACCCAGGCCCAGGUCCCUCUCUCAGAGCCUCCCAUCAAGCUUUCAUCCGCAUCAAAGGAGUCACUUACCUACGCCAGCAUGACUUUCAACCCCUCGGGAGAAAGCAGCAAUGGCUUGACUGGAAACCGCUCCACAGCCUUGGACCCCACCGUCUACUCUGAGAUUAAAGUAGCAGACCCAUCCCUGCCUCUCCAAUGAGGCCGAAUGCAGGACCUCAGCUCAGCUCCAGCUACGUGCUGCUUUCUGGCUUUGUUCUGUGUGUUUGCUUUGGUUGUUUGUUUCCUACAGACUUCGGAGCACAGCCUAUGGACAGCUGCAGUCAGAGGCAUACAGACUUGUUCUGGCAGCGCUGUCUUCUGUGUGGGAAACCUCUGGUUAGUUACUUUCCCCACCAGACAAGAGGCUGCAGGGGCUUUUACUCCCACGGGCAGCGGCAGCUCCUUGAGCAACUCCCCUGCACUUUCCAAAGGGGCACGGAGUUCGAGAUAAAGAAAUUCACUAAUGAUAACCGGGGAGGAGCCAACCCUAGCGAACAGUCUAAGAUUUUCAGAUAAUGGCAGCUGCUCCUCCAGGGUUGGCCCCUUCUUCCUCAGUUAGCACUCUGUCCCAUCAUCUCCAGAAGUCAAUAUCAGAGUUCUAAACCAACACAAAGUCCAUACUGUAUAAAACACUGGUCAAAUGUGGGUUUCUCUCUCCUCUAUAGAGCAUUAGAGAUGUGUGUGACAACCUUAGUUGAGAGCCAAAGGUAAAGAUAAAACAUGAAUUUACCCCCAAAACAAAGGGACAAUCAUAGACUGCCCCAUUAAAAAUAUCAAGAAGGUUCUUUUUAAUUAGGCAAGUGUACUUUAAAGUGUAAGUACUAAACUAGAAGAAAAAAAUCAGAAAAUAAAUGUGAGGGCUGGUGAGGUAGAUAAGGACAUUUGCCACCAAACCUGACAGCUUGAGUUCGAGUCCUGGGACCUGCACGGUGGACAGAGAGAACUGGCUCCUGAAAGUGGUCGUAUAACCUUCACGUUUAUUCUGUGGUGUGUGUACAUGUACACACGCAUAUAUAUGUGCGCACACACACACACACACACACAAAAUAAAUACCAAUUCGGCUAUUAUGACAGCUUUAUCUUUCGGUUUUUAGUUUUUGGUUUUUCAAAACAGAGUUUCUCUGAGAAACAGUCCUGGCUGUCCUGGAACUCAUUUUAUAGGCCAGGCUGGCCUCGAACUCACAGAGAUCUACCUGCCUCUGCCUCCUGAGUGCUGGGAUUAAAGGCGUGUGCUACCACUGCCUGGUGAUAACAUUCUUAAGACCUGUAUAAACCCAAGCAUGGAGAGUAAAUUGGGCACAAUCCCACCCCUAACUGAAGAACCAUGGGCAAUUAUUAGCUGCUGGGGAACAAACAGUCAAUUUUCUCUAAGAGUCCAGUACCUGGUAAACUGACCAUGUAUAAAUUCAAUCCAUGGCCACUGGGCACGACUGGGACUGGUCAGGGGCAGAGGGAGAGCAUUUCUUGGUGUUUGAGACUCAAAUGGAGGAAGGCUACAAGUAUGCAGGCAUGAUAUCCAUAACCUUCCCCUUCCCCUCGGGCUGCUGAGAGACUUGGAGUUUCCUCCCAAUAGAAAGGAACUGGAACAAAGCCCAAACCAUCCUCAUUAAAGGCUUUGCAAGAGCCACGAGCUAAUCUGACGAGAUAUAUACAGAAUGGAGAUUCCAACCCCGUUCUGACCCAGCGGACCACUUGAGGAUUCUGAGUCUGAGCCUGGUGGGCCUAUACUCCUUCAGAAUGGACCAUGGCAUAUUAAACUGAGUUUCUGAAACAAGGGAAAUGCCUCAAUCAGUAAAGGGCUUGUCUUGUAGGAACAAGAACCUGACUUUGAUCCCCGGAACUUGUGUAAAAAUGUGGGGCAUGGUAAUAGUAGGGCAUGCUUGUCAUCCUAGCCUGGAGAGGAAGAGUCUGGAGUGUCCCUGGGCUUCAUCGUUCAGCUAGGCUAGCUUAAUCAGCAGUCUCCAGGCCAGUGAGAGAGACUGUUUCUUACAAGGUGGGCAGCUCCAGAGGAGCUGGGUAAUCCUCCAGCCUCCACGUGUACAAGCACACACAUGAAUAUGCACUUUCCCCACGGAAAACCAGGGUUCUUAGGAGGGCAGUGAAGGCCAUGAUGAAGCAGCUGGAGGGACAUGGUAUGGGGAGUGGGUUGCAGGUUGCAAGGAAGCACGUGGGGUAGCCGUAAUCCUGCACCAACGAUGCCACUCUGCUGGCUCCCGCAGAUGACGAUGCCUCAUUCUUGCCUCGUGUUUCCUGAUUUGAGAGCAUUUGUCACUUGUCACCCUUUGGUUGUUUAUUGGUCAGAGCAGUACCCAGUUACUCUGGUGACUGGUUCCCAUUGAGGAUGUAUUGGGGGGGCACAGUCUUUUCACCAAGGGACUAUGAGAACCACAGACUCACUCUGUCUCCUAUUUUUGGAUAAGACAGCAUUUAAUACCCAUUCAGAAAUGUAUUGGAAUGUUAAUACUUUUUAGGAAAAUGUCAAGAAAUGCUUUUCCAGUGAUGGGCUAGGCGAAGUCAGUCAUACAUGGGGGCUCUUUCAACACUAUU
Arvicola amphibius (Eurasian water vole) is the source of this 3034-nucleotide messenger RNA. It is a transcript of the gene C14H1orf162, whose product is annotated as chromosome 14 C1orf162 homolog. Lineage: Eukaryota; Metazoa; Chordata; Mammalia; Rodentia; Cricetidae. The transcript is spliced from 5 exons. The coding region runs from base 279 to 647 and encodes 122 amino acids. The record is from RefSeq and is a predicted model, not a curated record.